Molecule: messenger RNA, 1330 nt
Organism: Aquila chrysaetos chrysaetos
Lineage: Eukaryota; Metazoa; Chordata; Aves; Accipitriformes; Accipitridae
Exons: 5
Coding region: 167-1024 (285 amino acids)
Source: RefSeq, a predicted model, not a curated record
UUGAAAAUAAGAUCAUGUAAAACAGCUGUUGCUUUGAGAAGCAGUUUUGUUGCUGAUUCUAGAAAAGGACAGUAUGGGGGCUGAUGUAAAAAAUCAGCCCUGAAGACCAGAUGUGUUUAGACUGUAUUUUGAAAGGUUAGCAGGUCAAAUCUAGAGACACUGAGAAAUGGGGGGCUGUCUGUCUGCUGAACAGCACAACAGCUCGCUGCCUGGCUUUCUCACAGAUGCUCCUUUGGGCCGGUUUGUGGGCACUCAGAGAAGCAACGCCUUCACCUCUGAAGACUUCAGCCUUCAGGAGUGCGAAUUUCUCCUGACACAUCUUCCACAACGUGUUACCAGAGCCAUCUCUUCUGCAGAUCAGUUCUCUGUGAUGCAGAUAGAGGAAGACACAUCAUCAGAUAACUGGUUUCAUUGGAGAUUGCACUAUGAGUUGACAUUAAUGGGUAAACCCUCAGGGGUUUUCAGAGCGGAUGGCAGACUGAGUGGAAGGGCUGACCCCCCAGCUUGGACUUGCAAAGGUGAUAUCCUCUGGAAGAGCUCCUUGCAGCUCCCCAAGGUCUCACCACCAUCACAAGGGGCAUCCUCUGGCUACAGGCAGGAGGCAGAGGGAACUCAUUUUGAAACCUCAAGAGCUGCCGUGAAAUGGGAUCAUCAUUCGCCAGGGAGCUCCAGUGCCUAUGUGCCUUACAGCAAUCGUGAUGAAUUCUCAUCCCAGUCUGGCACGCCAGUACAAGACCAGCCAAACCUCCGGUCUUCGUCACAGCUGUUCUGGACCCAGGCAUUAAGGCUAUCUGAGCAAAUUGAGCCGCAAGCUAUUCUCACUCCUAGCCCUGCUGUUUUGUCACCAUGUGUGCAGCUGAUGGGGGCAAGGACACCGCAAUUUCAUCAACCUGCUGAACCCUGCAUGCAGCAGUGGCUGCCAUCAUUCAGGAACAGUGUGAUGCUCCCUGUCUUGGGUGUCGAGGUAGACCCUCAUCUGCCAGCGCUGCCAUGGGCUUUUCACCCCCAAAUGCAAGGUGUGUAAUCCCCUUUUAGGUAGGACUCAGAGAUCUGAAGCUGGGAUCCACAAUCUUGUUUGAAUGUCAGCCUGUAUCGCAUCAAGACAGAUCAGAAAGCAUCAGGCUGGCUUAUGAGGGCAGCACCCUGCCUUGGCAUAAUCCAUCCCCCUAGCCGCGCAUAUGAAUGCGAAGAGGAAAUGUUAUUUCUAUGGUGACACAUCCUUGAGAGCACCUAAUCUGGAUUUAUUGAGGUCGUAAAACUGACUUAGCACUGCAGUACCUAGACUGUAGGAUAAAUAGAAGUCUUCUAUUUAUAAUGCUGCCAAUCUGGC